CAUGUAUCAUUAUCCGAGAAAAUAAACUCAUAGCGAAAUGUCUGGACGUGGUAAGACCGGUGGAAAAGCCAGAGCUAAGGCCAAGACCCGCUCCUCCAGGGCCGGGCUCCAGUUCCCCGUCGGCCGUGUCCACAGGCUGCUCAGGAAGGGUAACUACGCUCAGCGCGUCGGGGCCGGGGCUCCCGUCUACCUGGCGGCGGUGCUCGAGUAUCUGACCGCUGAGAUCCUGGAGCUGGCUGGAAACGCCGCCAGAGACAACAAGAAGACCAGGAUCAUCCCCCGCCACCUGCAGCUGGCCGUCCGCAACGACGAGGAGCUCAACAAGCUGCUCGGAGGAGUCACCAUCGCUCAGGGUGGUGUCCUGCCCAACAUCCAGGCGGUGCUGCUGCCCAAGAAGACCGAGAAACCCGCCAAGAAGUAAACCCGGGUCCCGAGAGGAACUCAACAAACCCAACAAAGGCUCUUUUAAGAGCCACCCACCACCACUGGAAGAGCUCUGCUUUCUAUUUUUUGUGUAUAAGUAAUAACAAUAAAUUCUCAAACAGCACAGUUAAACACAUCUAUUUACAUCCACCCACAGUUCCACUCAUCACCAGUGGACAGAGCUAGUUUUAUAUAUAUAUAUAUAUAUAUAGUGUGUGUGUAUGUAUUAAUCCAAACAGGGCAAUCCUAUUUUGCCAUGAGAUGAAUCAGAAAUGGGCAACACGUUGUGUUCUAAUGCACAUUUGCGAGUCUAGUUGCUUAUCCCACAAUGCUACUAAGAGUAGUUUCAACCUUAUAACCGUGAUGGUAAACAACACUGCUCCAUAACCAAUUGUUAUAUCUU
Messenger RNA from Mugil cephalus (flathead mullet), 826 nucleotides. Its product is annotated as histone H2A-like. NCBI's taxonomy places the organism in Eukaryota, Metazoa, Chordata, Actinopteri, Mugiliformes, Mugilidae. The transcript has a single exon. The record is from RefSeq and is a predicted model, not a curated record. Gene Ontology annotation, cellular component: nucleosome. Bases 38 to 421 code for a protein of 127 amino acids. Gene Ontology annotation, molecular function: DNA binding; protein heterodimerization activity; structural constituent of chromatin.